Austrofundulus limnaeus is the source of this 1844-nucleotide messenger RNA. RefSeq names its product fer3-like protein. Gene Ontology annotation, molecular function: RNA polymerase II transcription regulatory region sequence-specific DNA binding; protein dimerization activity; DNA-binding transcription factor activity, RNA polymerase II-specific. Gene Ontology annotation, biological process: developmental process; regulation of transcription by RNA polymerase II. The record is from RefSeq and is a predicted model, not a curated record. The transcript has a single exon. Bases 1357 to 1779 code for a protein of 140 amino acids. Lineage: Eukaryota; Metazoa; Chordata; Actinopteri; Cyprinodontiformes; Rivulidae.
AGAACAUGUAAAAUGUUUGUUUCAACCUUUUACUUGAAGCAUAAACAGCAUCAGAGUUUUAACACUUGCAAAACCUUCCAUAACCGUUUAACAAACGAAGGAGAAUGCCCAGCGUGCAGGUUCUGGGACGCAUCAAAGUAACAAUAAGCUUUUCAGAGCUAACAGGAAUUUUCUUUGCCAACAUAAUCAAUUCAACCAAAAAAAGGUACCCUGAAAAACAGACUUCUGCUAAUUUUAAUCUUUGUAAGCUGUCGACAGGUUCUGAAAAAUAUUAUUAGUGAAUUGGACUUGAAUUGGUUUCUAAAUUGACCAUGAUGCAUCAAGAAGUGUGAAAACAGUUUAUUUAUCGUCAUGACUGUAAACCUCAAGGGUCGCAUAGAGCAACAUUGUUGUUCAAGCACCCAAAUUUUCAGGAUUAAAACCUUUUUUUUUGCAUCAUGAAAAUAACYGUCUUUGAUUUUAGGUGUUUUAUUCUGAGUGCAACACAUCGAUUAAUGAUUCAAAUAGGAAAAAUGCAUCCUUGUCAUUGUCAUAGGAUCGAUAUGGUCAGGACCAAAUCGAUCACAGAUUUGUGAAUUAAAUAAAAACUUUAUCACAUAUUUUGUGAUAUUGAGAAUCAUCGUCUCCAUCCAAACAAAUCGAUAUAAAAUCACAUUGUGAUAAAGCUGGUGAUUCGUUUUUUAUUGGCUGCAUUGUUCAAAUUAAAAUUUCUUGUCUAAAGUAGCACUUAUUCUCACAAAGCUUUUCAUGUUGAUGAGUGAUGAUGAACUUUCUGAACUAUUUAACAUAUAUAUUGCRUUUUGGCAGUGUGGUGUAUCAAAAAGAAUUUCUCCUCCUAAAGACCAGACAAGUCCACAGCAAUGCCUGUAGUGUGGACUCUGUCCUGCCAUGGGAACAGGCAGCUAUUUGCUUUGAUUUGCAACAGAAAAGCUUGUGACUGUCAGAGAAGGUUCUGUUUGGUCUUCUCCUGGCCAGUUUAAGUGUUAAAAGUGUCAUUAUUUAGCCUCCGAGGGCUGAGUGAGGAGAGGGCAAACAGGAUUGUGUGACUUUCUGUCAAGAGCCUCCGUCCUCCAGAAGCUCAUUAAGGGACAGGGCCCAGUUUCCUUUUGUAAACCCUCUCUAAAGCCACUCACAGGUCGACUGGCUGGAGGAGCUGGUUGAGUUUUGGAGCUGGAAGGGACACAUGAAAGAUGGCGCGCUGUGAGGUGGUGUUGGAGACUUAUUAAAACAGCAGGAAAAGACUCUGGACUGGAGCCAAAGAGGAUCUCACCCUGUAGCGGUGACCGGAUCUGCAAAGAAGUUGGAUGCACUCGUUCUGAUGCUCUCCUGACUGAAUGUCUGAACAUCUGAGUGAGCAUGGAAGGCCGCUUGCAGGACUCCAUGAUCAACUUCGUCGGUGAAAUCAACCUGAUGGCGUUUCCUCCAAAGCACGCAGCAGGACCAAAGGAGCAGGGGGACGUUGCGCGCAACCAGACCCGGAAAAUAAACGGAGAGCUGCGGGACUCUGCGCGCACCGAGCCGCCCGGCGCGCAGAGUCCCGGGAUGGUUUCACCGCGGAGGUGCUGCAGGUCCAAACGGAGGAGGGUCAUCACCGGAGUCCAGCGGCAGGCGGCCAACGUCAGGGAGAGGAAGAGGAUGUUCAGCCUGAACGAGGCGUUCGACGAGCUGAGGAGGAAGGUUCCCACGUUCGCCUACGAGAAGAGGCUGUCCCGGAUCGAGACGCUGCGCCUGGCCAUCGUUUACAUCUCCUUCAUGACGGACCUGCUGGAGAACACCUGAAGAAGAAGCUGAAGGAAUAUAACUUUAAAUAUUUUAUAUUACAUAUCUUAAAAGCUGUCGUACAU